AUGGAGGAUAGGCGAUGCCCUGUUUGCAGAAGUGAUGUUUAUCUCAAUCCUGACAUAGUGCUGUAUGUUAGCCCGUGUUUUCACAAGAUGUGUGAAUCGUGCAUUUUCAGGAUAUUCAGUAAAGGACAGGCGCCAUGUCCUGAAUGUGGAACAAUGCUUCGUAAAGUAAACUACAUCAAGCCGACAUUUGAAGAUAUAGCUGUGGAGAAGGAGUGUAAGAUUCGCAGGGCACUCCAGAGAGCAUUUUUACGGGACGAAGAUGAGUUCCAUGGGGAUGCCGAGAAGUACAACGACUAUCUUGAGGCUUUUGAGGAACUUGUGUUUGAGGUGCUUGGAUUUAAGAGCGAGAUGCUUGUGAAGGAUCGAAUAAAGGAGAUACAGACAAUGGGUUCUAACUGUAUUUUGAAUCCUUUAGAAAAGGUGGUUUUAGGAAAAGCCAAGGAAUGGAAGGAUGUAAAGCAGCAGAAUGUAGACGUUGGAGAAGAUGCAAAGCACAAGAUACAGAAGGUUGGGCUCUUUAGCGAUUACUUUGACCCAUCAGAGCUUAAGGAUGUGAUUGUGAAGCGGAAAGAGGGUGUAUGCUUUCCUGAUGGAGUUUUCCGAUUGAAUACCGCAAGUGGAGUAACAAGUGAUUUAAUUGCUUCGUUUGCAGUGUACUCUCUGGAUGAGCUUAAGAUUUGA
Messenger RNA from Ordospora pajunii, 681 nucleotides. Its product is annotated as putative RING domain-containing protein. Lineage: Eukaryota; Fungi; Microsporidia; Ordosporidae. Bases 1 to 681 code for a protein of 226 amino acids. Gene Ontology annotation, cellular component: transcription factor TFIIH holo complex. The transcript has a single exon. The record is from RefSeq and is a predicted model, not a curated record. Gene Ontology annotation, biological process: regulation of cyclin-dependent protein serine/threonine kinase activity; regulation of transcription by RNA polymerase II; DNA repair.